AACCUUAGCUUCCUGGACGAAGGCUACCACCCGGUCUGCGUGGUGAUGUCCCUCAUGGUCAUCGCGCAAGCAAUUUUGCCAUCUUCCUAAUACCAUCGACAGCAUUGGCCUAGCCCCCGCAGUGGGUACGCGCCAUCGUGGAAGUAAAUCCAAUCCAAUCCAAUUCAAACGAGCAACCAGCCAUGGAACUGAACCUUAGCUUCCUGGACGAGGGCUACCACCUGGUCUGCGUGGUGAUUUCCCUCGUGGUCAUCGCGCACACCGUCCUCGACGUGGGCGUGAACAGCGCCGACAUGGUGACCAGCCUCGUUCAGGAGUGUAUCAUGUUCGCUUUCCACGUGGUGCGGCUCAGGCCCGUCUCCGGCGUGUUGCUCGCGGUGGCCGUCUGGCUCCUGGACAUGACGUACCACCUGUGGUUCCUCCUGGUCAACGGAACGCGAGUCGUGUCCAACGUGUACUUCAAGAGCGAAUCGCUGGACGCGCUGCUCUACGCCAACUUCUUCCUCUUCCACCUGCUCAUGCUCAGGGGCCUGUCUGCGGGCAUUCACGGCACGGGAGACAACGUGAUCGCCGACGAAUCCAGCCCGCAGCAGGAGAUGUCUGGAGGAUGACCGACACCGCGACGACAAACAGAUUACGUCCUCACUGUGGUCUCGAAGACUCUGCGAGAACGACAAGAGGCGCCAUUAAAAAAUUUUUGUUUUACUAUA
Molecule: messenger RNA, 710 nt
Organism: Dermacentor albipictus
Lineage: Eukaryota; Metazoa; Arthropoda; Arachnida; Ixodida; Ixodidae
Source: RefSeq, a predicted model, not a curated record